Messenger RNA from Polyodon spathula (Mississippi paddlefish), 10115 nucleotides. RefSeq lists its product as uncharacterized. Bases 459 to 8576 code for a protein of 2705 amino acids. The transcript has 22 exons. Gene Ontology annotation, biological process: negative regulation of gene expression, epigenetic. Lineage: Eukaryota; Metazoa; Chordata; Actinopteri; Acipenseriformes; Polyodontidae. Gene Ontology annotation, cellular component: nucleoplasm. The record is from RefSeq and is a predicted model, not a curated record.
UCUGCUUUCAGAAAACAUAUUCUUCACACAACUCAAAUGGAUCGCUAAUUUGGAGUUUCUGUUUCAUUUUUCAUUUAGUGUUGUUCCACGUGUGUGUCUAUUACAGUAACGUUUUUUUGAGAGGUGCUGAUUAGAUGGGGUAAAAACAAAGUUGUUUUGAUUAACGGCGGAGGGUUUUGUGACUUGAUUGCUGCACCACCAAGCUCUUCCUGGUUGUGACUUUUUAAAUAAAAUACACACUAACAUUGAAAAAUCACGCUGUAACUAACUGGAUUAAAAAACGUGGAGUUUGGUAUUCACAGUUAUAAUGGAAUUCUACUAGCUUUACUUACAACGUGUUAUUCUUGUUAAUAAAAAUAUACACAAUGUCGUUUCAAACAAAGAAGGUCGGAAGAAAUGUAGCUUUUCAAGGGAAAAAAAAGAUCUGACUGAGGGAAAAGCAGAGAAGGUUCUGUAAAAUGGAAAAUGAGAAAAACAGUUCUGUGCCGUCCACAGAUCUUUUUGAAAGCAUAUCCCCAGGAUCAAGUGGCUUCAUAGAGAACAUCCUUCCUGUACUGCAAAAUUCUUACAUGAACCCGGAGUCUGCAAAAUGUUUCAGCUAUAACCAUGCUUAUCUAGUAAAAAAUGAUGUUCUUCUGGACAAGUUCAAUUUCAGUUACGUAGAAAAGAAGAAAAAAGGGUAUAAGCCUGAAGAGCUCGAAGAGUCUUUUGGCUUCCUUCUGUGUGAGCAGGAAAAACAGGCAAAACAGCUCUGUGAAACUGGUUUGAAAGCUGGAAAUAGUUCAUGCUCUACACUAGGGGAUCCUACAAAGGGUGUUUAUGUUUCUAAAUAUUCUGACUGCCUAGACCUAAAGCCAUGGCACAAUGGAAAAUCUGGCUACAUUGUCAUUUUCAGACUUAUAAAGGGUAGAGUAAAAGCAGUGACAGAAAACUACACUGCUAAUUUUCCAAAACCAUCUGUUGGUUACGAUUGCCAUGUCUCUGAAAAUAUUGGGACAAUCUCUUCAACAAGUAGUUCUUUUCAAGCCUAUGAAAGCACACAGUAUUAUAUGUAUGAGUUGCAGAACGGUGCUGCCGUCUCUUGCCCCAGACACAUUUGUCCGUUCGCCAUUGUCAGCUUUCUAUACAGUGAUUCAAAAUCCUCUAUAUCAGUGUUAAAAAACGGAAAAAGUGCUACUCAAGACAAAACAGCUUGGCACUACUGUACUUGGAGAGGCCAGAUCAGGAUCAAAGACCACUCCCUAGUGUAUCAUGUAGCUCUCAAGUCAUACACCGGUGCAGUAAUCCCAUCCAUGCUACCAGAGAAACUAAAAAUUGACAGUGUUAUGAAACUUUGUGAUUUGAAGAAAGCAUUACCAGAGGCGACCUUCAAAAGAGAAAGUUACCAUACAAGUGAAGUUUGCUUGGAUGGAAUGUACUGCAGUUUGUAUGAAGUGGUAAAUUCUGCCGAGGAGGAGGGCCAGCUUCGUUUGUUAACAGAAGAACUAAAAGAAAAAGAAUUGGCACUUGCUCAACAAUUAAAUGACCACGGGCUACUUCUGUUUUUAGCUUCAUCGUCUUUUGAGCUGGAUGAAGAGAAUACCUAUGAGAACGAUCAUGCACUACAAGCUUUGUUUGUAUUUCCGAACUCAAGAACAGUUACAAAAGCUAUGAAGGCUCCUUAUUUUGUACGAAAAUCUGAGGAUCUGAUUUCUCGUGAUGUAAUGCGGAUUUUGCCUGCCCUUAAUUACGCAGAAAUGAAAGCUGAAAAAUUCCAAACUGAUCAGAAAACUCCUCCUUGUGAGUUGGUGGAGCAACACUUGCAUAACUAUGCAACUAUAACUCGGCCAGGGAUCACAGACUCAAGUCCCGUUAGAGAGCUGUUUCCAUUGGCUGAGCAAUAUGAUGUGUCCAGAGUGGAUAAACACCUCUACAGAACUGCAAAAUGUCCUAAAUCGGCAGUUGCAAACUUGAAGUCCUAUUUCAGUGGAUCAGACACUUACGUGGUACCAGUAUCAAAAGCUUUAGAGCUGCUGGCUGUAUAUCAGAAUGAAGCAUGUGAAGAUGCAGAUGAUGACUGUGAGAUUAUCUGCUAUUCUCCUGUGUCUUCACCAGAGGCAGAACAGCAUAUGUGCUGGAGUGAAGGUGACCUUGAUGAGCAAAUUAGAACUUUAGAAAGUGAAAAUGCAUCCUCCCAUGAGCAUAUUCACAAGGAAGGCAAGGGCUUAGAAAUGGCAAUUCAGGAAGCCCAGGGAGGAGAUGCUGAAAGAAUGGAGAUAACAGGGGCUCAAGGCACAGAUCAACAAGAUGCUUUGUCCAAUAAUAACAGAUCUAAAAUAAUAAAAACAAGAUGCAAUAAAAUGCCUUCAGGCAGCAGCAGAAAAAGAAAGAAGCCUGUAUUACCUGCUGGUACCAAAACAGAAGGACCUAGUAAACAUACUAAAAGAAACGACAUUGAAAAGGGAAAUAAACCUAUGGCUUCAGUGGAUCAGCAAGGUGCAGAUAAAAAAGAACGUUGCAGUAAAAGGUUAGCAAAAACCAAUGGUGCAAAAGGAAAGAGGCCAUUGGAUUCUGACGAUCAGAUUCACCCAAAAGAGACAACCACUGGAGAUGAGCUACAUCCGUUGAAAAGAAAAAUGAAAGGGGAGAGUUAUCGGUAUGGAUUAAAAAAUAUUAUAACAGAUUGUGGUAGAGUUUUUGUUCCACAUGGUUCAAAGGUGUUGCAUACAGAUCUUAUACCAACUGAACAAACCACUGGAGCUGAGGGUUUAUGUAAAACUCACCUGUGCAAAGAAGACAGUCUAGCUAGUGGAGCAGAUUCAGAUUUGACACAGUCAGUGACAGAAAGGAGCCACAAUGCAGCAGACAGAAUAGCUCCAAGUGAACCUGAAAUACAGAAAGAGAGUGAGCAACCCAAGGAUAUACAGGUUAAAGAAAAUGAGUUAAUGGAUAUUCUAAAGAAACUGCCGCCCUGUAAAACAGGUACAGGUAGAGGUGCGGACAGUGUAAAGAAACAAAAACCACUGGAUCUUACAGAACAGGUGGUUGCUUUGAUUGAUCCUAAAGAAACGCCCACUACAGAUAAGCCAAGUUCACCGAAAAGGAAAAAACAAAAUGAUAGCAACAGAGAAAACUGCAAGUUAGAAAUUGUUGGUGUCAACUGUGGAAAAUCGGUCAGUCCACAAAGUGUGCAGGCAUUGAUUACUGACUCGAAAUCAGAGGAGCCUACCAUUGGGUCAGAGGAGAGGCCUAAAACCAGAAAAUACCGAAGAAAAAAGCCAGCUGGAGAAGCGGAUUCCUCCAAAUCGACCAAAACAAUGGCAGAAACCAAGAACAGCAGCAGAAGGGGAAAGAAGCCAUUGGCCCCUGCAGGUCAGAAGGUUUCUGUGAUUAAUCCAAUUGAGAAUAACAUUGUAGAUGGACUCAGUCCUCAGCCAAGUAUCCAGCAGCCUAAAAAACAAGUAACAAAACAAAGAAUUGUAAAAGCGUUCAAAGAAAGAGUGAAUUUUCAGACCAGGAUAGCUAAAUACAUGAAAGAAAAUGGAUGGUUGAAUUUUGAAACUCAAUCAGAUUCUUCAGAUAAUCAAAAUACACAAACUAGUCCAUCAGAGCAACCCAUGCUUGAUUUUGAAAGAAAUACAAGGCUCAGUCAGCCCUCGGAUGCACUUAACUUACUGGCUGAUUUGGCUCUUAUCUCAAAUACCUCAGGAACUGCUCAUGCAGUGCAAGCUAGUGAGACCUCAGAUGUUUCUAAAAACGUGAAUACAAGUGCCUGUCAAGAAAAUGUUUCAAUUACAGACAAGCAUGUACAAAGCCACACAGUGCUAGAUUGUGAAGCAAAGCUUGGCCCAACAAGUUUGGCUAGUUGUGAAACUUUGCGGCAAGUUUUGUUGAACAGUAAUAUACAUCCGAAUCGCCCAAGAACUCAAUUUCCUGAAGGACUUCCAGUUACUGAAGAGCUGAUUCUUGGUGUGAUAGUUAAAGAGCAUUCCUAUUCACAACCUUCAUCAGUGCUGAAGGGUUUAACAGAACAGCCACCUUUGGUCUCAACAAAUAGUGCUGGAUCUUCAAAAGCUGAAUCGGAAAAUGUGAAUGAAGUUACCUUAGUUGGAAGAGUUGCACCUUUCAUACAUCAGCAGCAACCCUGUUAUGACUAUCAGAAAUCCAAAAAAGAUCCGUCCUUUUCUCAAAAUAUGCAGGAAUCAAGUUGUGUAAAAACAGGCGUGCCUCGGGUUGUUUUUGAAGUGAAUGGAAUUCUUAAGGUGACAAGAGAGUGGAAAGAGAAUUACGAGUUUGCAUUGGAUAGCAAAUACAGCAACGAUCCUCUGGAUAAAUGUGUGACUCGGGCCCUCCAUGGACCAUGGAACUUUAAUAUCGAGGAAACAUUUGAGCAAGUGCACCUUAUCCUUCAUAUGUGGAUUGGUCUUUUCUACAGCAAGUCUACUUUGAGGUUCUUUCAGACAGAUACAGUUCAGAGCAAUCAUCAAUCGAAAUGUUUAUUCCAGAUCUCUCCUUCUAAAAGUGGAACUCAGAGAGCACUCCCAGCUGUCAGUUGUGACUCUUGGAUUAAACACCAGAGUCUUCAGGUGCCAUCUGUUAUUCAGAAAGCUGUAAAAGAGCUCAAUAUGGAGGCACUGGAUGGAAGGGAGCAAAUUAAUGAAGCAUUAGAUCUCACUGAGACCAAUUGCAAAGCACUGGAUCUUACUGUUCCAAAAAACACAAAGAACAUGGUUCCUCGCUCUACCAGUGAACGGGUGCCUUCUGAAACUCCAGAGGAAAGCUGGGUCAGUAAUUACUCGGACAGCCGAAAUGAAAAUAUAGAUUAUACACAAUUGCAAGAUACAAACACCACCAAAGCCUGGAGUACUGCUGGCGAAUAUUCAGACAAGGAUUGCAGAGUCAAUGUUGGGCUACAUAAAGAAAUGGAGGAGGUUGAAGAUGAUAACACAGAUGUAUCUUAUAUGUACCCGAUCAGAUUCUUGGAUACUGAUAAGGAGUACAUUGAGUUAUGUAACAAAGCAACAAAUGUGUGUAUUGCUGAGGGGAAACUCUACAGUGGAGUACAGAGGACGUUAGUCAAUGACUGGAUGAAGAGACUUGCCUUAGUGGCUGUUCCAGUUGUUAACGAAAGAACUACAAAGAGAACCUGUAUACAAGCUGAGAAACUAGUUCACAUAUAUACCACUGGUCCAGAGGGCAAAGAAAGAAAGAUGUGCAAAAAAGAUGAGAAAUCUUAUAAUUUAACUGCAGCACUAAGGACUGAAAAAGAGAACACCAUCUCACAACCCAUAGAAACUGUUGGAAAUUCUGGUGAGGCAGUGGCUGUUACGCACAGCGACAAUGGAGUAGUUGUCAGUAUGCAAAGCCCAAUGAUAGAACAAUUAUUGGAGAGGAAUGAGAAUCGAAGGGAAGCAAUAUUGUCAGACACUGAAGUCCAGGACAGCCUUUCUUCAGAUGAGUCUGUGGUGGAACAAAACAUGUGCCAAGAAAAUGAGAGUUCUUGGAUUUUAACUGCAGCUCCAAGAAGUGAAGAAGAUGACAACAUCUUCCCAAAACUCACAGAAAAUAUAGAAGAAUCAGGGGGGGCAGUGACUGUUGUGCACAGCGGAAAUGGAGAAGAUAUCAAUCUGCAAAGCCCAAUGAUAAAAGAAUUACUGGAUAGCGAUGAGAAUCAAAGGGAAGCAAUAUUGUCAAUCCCUGAAGUACACAAAGAUAUUUCAUCGGAUGAGUCUGUGGUGGCACAAAAAUUGUGCAGAGAAAAUGAGAGGUCUUGGAUUAUAAUGGCAGCACCAAGGAGAGAGAAAGAAAACACCAUCUCAGAACCCACAGAAACUAUAACAAAUUCUGGAGCGAAAGUGUCUGUUGUGCACAGCGAAAAUGGAGAAGAUAUCAAUAUCCAAAGCCCAAUGAUAGAACAACUACUGGAUAGGAAUGAGAAUCAAAAGGACCAAUGUUUGUCAGUCCCUGAAGUCAACGAAAACCUUUCGUCAGACAAGUCUGAGGUGGAACAAAAAAUGCACAUGGAAAAUGAGAGUUCAGUUAAGAUCCAAGAAGCACCAAGGAGUGAAAAAGAUGACAUCUCAGAACCUGCAGAAACUAUUGCAGAUUCUGGUGAGAUAGUGGCUGUACUACACGGUGAAAACGGAGACACUGUCAGUAUGCAAAGUCCAAUGAUGGAACAAUUAGUGGAGAGGAUUGAGAAUCAAAGGGAAGCAAUAUUGUCAGACACUGAAGUCAAACACAGCCUUUCCCCAGAUGAGUCUGCGGUGGAACAAAACAUGUGCCAAGAAAAUGAGAGUUCUUGGAUUUUAACUGAAGCUCCAAGAAGUGAAGAAGAUGACAACAUAUUCUCAAAACUCACAGAAAAUAUAGAAGUAUCAGGGGGGGCAGUGACUGUUGUGCACAGCGGAAAUGGAGAAGAUAUCAAUCUGCAAAGCCCAAUGAUAAAAGAAUUACUGGAAAGCGAUGAGAAUCAAAGGGAAGCAAUAUUGUCAAUCCCUGAAGUACACAAAGAUAUUUCAUUUGUGGUGGCACAAAAAAUGUGCAGACAAAAUGAGAGGUCUUGGAUUAUAAUGGCAGCACCAAGGAGUGAAAAAGAUGACAUCAUCUCAGAAUCCACAGAAACUGUUGGAAGUUCUGAUGGGGAAGUUGCUUUUAUGCACAGUGAACAUGGAGAAGAUAUCAAUAACCAAAGCUCACAGAUGGAUGCAUGUCUGGAUGGCAAUGAGAGUCAAAGGGAAGAAAUAUUGUCAGACCUUGAAGUACACAAAGAUAUUUCAGCAGAUGAGUCUGUGGCGGGUAGUAAAAAGAAAGGUUCACAACUAUCAAAUAAACCAGCUCAUGAUUAUGGAGGCUGUUGUUGGUACUCUGAAUUUAAAACAGAUUGUGCACCUGUCAGCCACUUCAGAAAGGAAAGUCUUUGUAGUGAUUCUGAAGAAGCAAGCUGUGUUGUCUGCAGUGAGGUUUUAGACCAGAAUUCAGCAUUCAGAGAGACUCAAACUGAACUUGUUGGAAAUGCAGAAGAAAAUGAAGGCGGUAUAAAGGCACAUAUCUCAAACAGAGGGAAGCAACACACUAGUACAACAUAUUUGCAAAAUAUGAUGGAUGUGGAUAAUCUGGCCAAUUCUUCUGUUGUUCAUAUCACGGAUUGUUGGGGCAGCCAAAAAACAUAUGCAAACUUCUCAAUUGUUAAACUUAGAGAGAAUACAUGUGCUAGAACUUUUCAAAACAAGCAGAAGGAGAACUGGCAACUUCAAGGAUUUAACUUCUUAAAAUCUUGGGAAGAAAUGCAUUACACUGAACCUGAUCUUACUCAGAACACGUUAGACCGGGAAUACUUGUAUUUUUCUGAUAAACUGAAUCAAAUCACCAAAAGGAAUAAGCACACUGAUCUUUCAAAAGCAUCACUUGUAAAUGGUAGAGCAGUUAGUCCAUUAACCGUAACUUUUUCAGAUUUAGAUGUUGUACCAGAUGACUCACUUCAGACCACUUAUUUACCCUUGAGAAAUCACCAAAUAACAGUGGAUAUGCCUCAAAGAACCGCAAUACAAGAAGCUAAUAAAAUUAACGAAUUUGGUAACGAUGUGACACUUCCGCAUCUUAAGAAACUAUCCUAUGUCAAGGAUAUGAGAAGAAAAAAGUGCGAGGUCUCAGACAUCACAGCCAAAUGUUUUCAAUCACAUAUGUCAUCAAUGAGUCAUGUUUGUUCUGGAAAGGGGAAAGAACUGGAUUUGGGUACUACCAGUACAGACAGUCGUAACAGAAAUAAGGACUUUCUGCAGUCUAGCACAAGGAAGCCUCUGCCAUUUCAGAAAGUCAUAGAUCAUUUAUGUACUGGCCUCCACCAAAGCCUGAAUGCUGUAGUAAAGGAGUCGUUUAAAACCAAGUUCAAGUUUUACAUCGUUGAAACAAAGAUUGAUGAAUUCUUUGAGAACGUUAAGAAAAUUCUUAAGAAAGAAGGCCAUGCUGAAGUGCAACUGUCUUACUUUGAUCAGCCGGAUGAGUGUCCAUCGAGCCCCCUGAUCAUUAUCAUAAGGAAUGAAGAUAUCGCUAAACAUGUGCACAGAAUUCCGCACUUGGUGGAUCUGAAGAAGUUGCCAAAUGUUUUGUUUGCCGGUGUUGACAGCAUUGAUGAUGUCCUCAGUUUCAACUACCAGGAGCUUUUCAACCAAGGAGGGUUUGUUGUCUGUGAUGGUGCUGUACUGGAAGGUCUAGAAUUAGAGCAUUUGAAAGAAUUAGCCAAUGUACUGGAAGAGCUAAACCAGCAGGGAAGGUGGAAGUGGUGGCUGCACUACAAGGAUAGUAAAAUGAUCAAGGAAAAUGGAAGAACAGUUUCUACAGGCCAUGCCAAAAAGUUCUUCAUGGAUUGCUGCCAGGAAGCAGGCAUUGUGGAAGUUCUUCCAUACCAUGAAUGUGACCUCAUUUCCCAAAGGAAGCCAGAAUAUUUGAACUGCAUGCUGCGUCUACAAGUUCAGCACAUCACUGCCAGGUUUGCCAUCUUCAUAACAGGUGAGGCAGAUGACGCGUAUGGAAACAAUGGUUUGUUAGCCAUGGACAUAAACACGUUUUUAACACAUUUCAAAACAUUUGAAUGCUAAAAUGACAAAACGUUCAAGACCGUUUUGAGCAUGAGGUACAUUCCAGGAAUCUUUUAAGCAAAUUAUAAUUUCCAACCAAUCUCCCCCUGUGCAAAAACAGGUUAUGAUUUAAAGAUUAGUGUACUGGUUUUCCUUGCUUUAGCGGGGUGACCUUAUUUUAAUAUUGCCAUAACUAGCAGUGGAAGCUUUCACUGCAGGGUUGGGGGUAAAAUACAGUGUUACUAGAUGCAAAGCAUGUUAGUCAGUUAGGGAAGCUCAGGGUUGGUUUGUGACUGGGAAAAAAGUGUUGAGGUGGAAUAGGCAAUUUCACUCUGCAGUAGAAUUACAAGACAUCUUAAAGGUGAACACAUGCAAGCAGUGGUACCUUUUAACCUAGUGUUGUACCAGGUAUACUGUUUUAGAUUACAAAGACAUGCAUUGUCAUGAUAGUAGUAUGGCAUACAUUAAAUGUAAAGAAACAAAAAAAAUGUAAGGGUCUUUCACCAGUACUCUUCCUUUGUCAGUAAGUGCAAUAAGAUGGGGUCAGGUGGUUCAGUAAGGAGAGGUGCCCCAUCUUAUUGCAUGAAUUCCCUGCAUCAGUAGCAUGACCAAUACAGCAGGUGAUCUACUUGCAGUGAGUAGUUUUAUUGUACAGUCCUAGGCUAAAGUAACACUACUUUAAAUAUGUAUUACAUAUUAAUUUUCAUAAGAAAGAAAAACACUUGUUUUAGUCCCUUAAGCUUAGAAAAGUUUAACUUUAUCUUGUAAAAAAUUUUUUUUUUUAUUAUUUUUUUUUAUUGUAAAUGUAUCAUUUAUGUUUGUGGUAUUGUUUGUUUAGGGUGCUAUGUAUAAUGUAUUGUUUGUUUUUAUAAUGCUACAUGUUGAUAUUAUAUUUAAUGAUGUUUACACCUACAUGUUGAAGUUUAGUUUGUAAUAGUUUGAAAAGAUUGGUAUAAAAGGUAUUGUACAUUUAAAAAUAAAAAGGCACAGCCAUUAAAUUUUUGUAACUUUUUUUUAAAAAUGGCAGCUCACGUUCUUUUAGUACCAAGUUAGGCUGGCUGUUUUUCAGAAUCCCUCAAAGUACAGGUAGUAAGCAAAGCAAAUUGAUUUGUCUUGGUUUCGCAAAAAGUGCCUUUGUAUACAUAUUUUUGUUCCAUAAAACUAAAUCUCUUUUUCGACUAUUUACCUAACCAAGAUUUCUUCUCCAAAGAAAUAUGGAUUGUUAAAUGUCACUUGUCACGGGCCUAUUCUGUUUGCUAUGACAAGAUCCUCCAGAGACAGGGAAACAUUUCUUUUGACAAAGAAUAUCUUUAUGGUUCCAUUUUACACUUGACUUAUAAUAAUUACCAGUUGAGAAAUGUUUAUAUAUAUAUAUAUAUAUAUAUAUAUAUAUAAAAUAUUGCACGAGUGUUAUUAACCAAAUAACUACAUAAUAGCUUUAGAAUACCAUUGUCAUGUAUCCAAGUCCUCAUUUUAAUUUGUAUAUAAUUAAAAAUGUUUUAUGUUCCUCUGUAAUUGUGUUCCAACAAACAAUACCAUUGUUAAUAAAAUAUCUGACUG